Hordeum vulgare subsp. vulgare (domesticated barley) is the source of this 1139-nucleotide messenger RNA. RefSeq lists its product as uncharacterized. Bases 156 to 761 code for a protein of 201 amino acids. The transcript has 5 exons. The record is from RefSeq and is a predicted model, not a curated record. Lineage: Eukaryota; Viridiplantae; Streptophyta; Magnoliopsida; Poales; Poaceae.
GAAACUGAAAACCAAACACAAGAAGCUCCGACUGAAUAGACGCCAGAGGCGGCGGCACCACGAAAGCGAAGCCCCCUCCCCUCUACAGUCUCCCCACGCGGGCCACAGUCACAGAUCACCCGCCGCCGCCGCCCCCCCCCUCAAUACCGGCGGAUAUGGAGCGCGCAGGCGCCGCGCCGGGGGUCCCUGCGGCAGGGGAGGGCGCGGCGGCGACGGCGACCCCGGUGGCAGGGGCAGGUGUGGUGAAGGGGAGGUCUUGCAAGGGCUGUCUCUUCUACUCGUCGGUGCUCAGGUCCAAAGGACGCGGCCCCGUCUGCGUCGGCGUUACCCGCGGCAUCCCCCAAGUUCCUGAUCGUAUGGUUGGAGAAAUUGAGCUGGGAGCUAUCCAAGAAGGUCGCAACCUUUCCAACUUCAAAUAUGCAUGUGCUGGAUAUUCCAUAUACCUAGAUGACAAGGAGAGCUCUACACCAAAGGGAGAGAAGUAUGCAGAGCUCCCUAUUUGUGUUGGAGUUGAGUUAUUGACAGACAGAGCUCCAACUAAACAAGCUCCAGCUAAACAAGCUUCAGCUCACAUAAAAAAAGAAGCUACUCAAGCACAUGGACACAAAACUGCGCUGACACAAGCCGAUUUCAUAACCAAAUUUCAGAGGAAUGCUGGGCUUGUGGCCAGUGGUGUGGUUAGGAACAUGAAUAAAGUUGGGACUUAUGUGAAAGACACGGUGGAUGACAUCCUGUACCCAUACCGCAAGCGUCCCAAGUAAAAUCUAGUACUUGUUCUCCUUAAAUCCUGGAGUAGAAUAGAGAAAAAUGUGGGAGCAUGUAAUCUAUUACUUCCAGAGGCACUGGCGUAGGAGUAGCCUCGCUUGGUUUCUGAGGCUCUGGCUGUGGUUUUGCUGUUUGUCAGCUCAUGCCUAACGCUAACAGGCUGUUACAUGCCUGUUUCGAUUCUUAUUGUGUUCCUUUAAUAGAGCCUCUCCGCUGCCCAACUUGCAAUGCAAUCUUCAUUCUGCUGGUUCCUCCAGCAAUGUAACAAAACUAUGAAAGAGCUCAUCUUUCGCCUAUUUAAGGAGCCUUUGGAGAAUAAUAAAUUAAUAAUAGGCCGCCAUUUUGGCUUCCUUUGCUGGAUUUAUUUGGAUUAA